GUAUAUGGUCUCACCAUCCCUGAUGUGAAAAAAUUACUUGAGCACUGUCUGGAAAACAACUAUGUACGCUUCGGUACAAAAUAUUACAAGCAAACCCAGGGGAUAGCUAUGGGAAGCCGUAUAGCCCCUCCCCUGGCUAUCCUCUUCAUGAACGCAGUAGAAACACGCAUACUAGCAUCGGAUAGACUACAACCUGCACUUUACCUUAGAUACAUCGACGAUAUUUUUGGUAUUUGGACCCAUGGCUCGCAAAACUUAGAUGAAUACAUACAGUUCAUUAAUAGCUUCCAUCCUUGUCUAAAAUUCAGCUUCGAACGCACCGAUCUCUCGUCACAAAGACAAAUUCCCUUCCUUGAUACACUAAUCACUGUAGAACCCUCAGGAGCAUACACCACAGAACUUUAUGUUAAGCCAUCAGCAGCCCCUAUCAUAUUACAUUUUGACUCCAGCCACCCUAUGCAGACCAAAAGGAGCCUCAUACACUCUCAGUCGCUUAGAGCUGUUCGUUUGGGGUCUGAUAAAGCAGCACAGGACCGGGGUCUACAAAAAAUAACGGACAUAUUCAUUUCCAGCGGCUAUCCGAUUAAACUGAUUCGUAACAUACAAAACGCAAUCAGAUAUAAAAACAAACAAUCUCAAAAGAAAAAGUCUUCUCCCAAUAUUACCUACAUAUCUCUACCUUACAUUGACGAAACCCUCACACGUAAAGUCAACGCAGCAGUGAAGUCCUCAGAUUUGGAUAUUCGAGUUGCGUGGAAAAGCGGACCUACACUCUCAAAUCAACUGACCUCGUCUGCACUGCAACCCCCUGAUUGUCCCAGGGGGUGUCGUAAGACUUGCAGUACGUGUGAGGUUGGCCUCAAAGGUAGAUGCCAUACCAAAAACGUUGUGUAUGAGAUUAAAUGUAAAAUGUGUGGAGAUACAUACAUUGGUAAAACUAAACGCAUGGUGAGGACUAGAUUUAUGGAACACUUGGGAGACGCUAGGAACAAAAGGAAAGGUACUGACCUAGGUGAUCAUAUACUGACAGCACACCCCACAGCACAACCGAUGAACACUGACUUCGAAAUUUCUAUUCUUCAUAGAUGCAAGGACGAAGCGAACCUUUUAAUAACUGAAUCAAUUGAGAUAAGAAACAAAAAACCAGCACUUAACAAAAACACAUCAUCAUGGCGCUUACUCCAUCCAGUUCCCUACACAUCAUCAUAUGCACAUUAGCGCUUGUUCCUUGGCUUGUUCUGUUGGUAGCGUUAUAUGACACCGAUACCUACAUAGUAGCAGUAGUUCCUUUCGUGUCUAACAGAUGGCUCCAGUAGGCAGCGCCUGUAGAUAUGCUGUACCGCCGAACACUGAUUAUGAUUGGGUAUUAUAGGUCAUUGUUAGCUGUGAUUUAGAAUGAUGUGUAUGUAUUAGUGUGCGCGUAGUACGAAUUCUGAGAUGGAAUGAUAGCGUAAUUCGCGUAGUACGUAUUGUGUUGUCGACUGUUAAAUAGGUAUACGUAUUUAUUAACAAAGACAAAUAAUAGCGCGCAGUACGCACUUAGGGGUCGAUCUUAAAAUUAUUAUUCGUCUAAAUCUCAAGAUAUCUGUUAAUCCUUUCACGAUAUUUAUUGCAUGCGCAUGAUUUGUGUCUGAGCUUGGCCUGCAUCUCUGUGUUCUAUUUGUUGAAUUUACCUAUAUGUAUCCGAAGAAGCCCCGUGGGUGAAACGUAAUACAACUAUUCUAUCAA
Messenger RNA from Amphibalanus amphitrite, 1728 nucleotides. RefSeq lists its product as uncharacterized. The transcript is spliced from 2 exons. The record is from RefSeq and is a predicted model, not a curated record. The coding region runs from base 109 to 1218 and encodes 369 amino acids. Lineage: Eukaryota; Metazoa; Arthropoda; Thecostraca; Balanomorpha; Balanidae.